AUGUUUACAGCAAUUUGCCAACAUAAACUCAAAUCAUCUCUGAAGCGGAGGUUCCAGUGUGUGUUUGAGGGGAUUUCUACAACACAAAAACCGACUCCUCUCAACCAGAUCUUCACAGAGCUCUACAUCACAGAGGGAGGAGGUGGAGAGAUCAAUGAAGAACAUGAGAUCAGACAGAUUGAAACAGCAACCAGGAAACCACAGAAACCAGAAACAAUAAUCAAACAUCAAGAUAUCUUUAAAAGCCCACCUGGAAGAGAUGAACCAGUCAGAAUGGUGAUGACAAAGGGAGUGGCUGGCAUCGGGAAAACAGUUUUAACACAGAAGUUCACUCUGGACUGGGCUGAAGACAAAACCAACCAGAACAUCCAGUUCAUGUUUCCGUUCACGUUCAGAGAGCUGAAUGUGCUGAAGGACAAAAAGUUCAGCUUGGUGCAACUUGUUCAUCACUUCUUUUCCGAAACAAAACAAAUUUCCUGCUUUGAACAAUUCCAGGUUGUCUUCAUCUUUGAUGGUCUGGAUGAGUGCCGACUUCCUCUGGACUUCAAGAACCAGGAGAUCCUGACAGAUAUUACAGAGUCCACCUCAGUAGAUGUUCUGCUGACAAACCUCAUCAGGGGGAAACUGCUUCCCUCUGCUUGCAUCUGGAUAACUACAAGACCUGCAGCAGCCAAUCAGAUCCCUCCUGAGUGUGUUGGCAUGGUAACAGAGGUCAGAGGGUUCACUGACCCACAAAAGGAGGAGUACUUAAUGAAGAGGUUUCAAAGUGAAGAGCAGGCCAGCAGGAUCAUCUCCCACAUAAAGUCAUCAAGGAGCCUCCACAUCAUGUGCUACAUCCCAGUCUUCUGCUGGAUCACUGCUACGGUUCUGGAGGAAGUGUUGGAGACCAGAGAGGGAGGAGAGCUGCCCAGAACCCUCACUGAGAUGUACAUCCACUUUUUGGUGGUUCAGACCAAGUUAAACAUGAUCAAAUAUGAUGGAGGAGCUGAGACAGAUGGACAUUGGAGUAAAGAUUGCAGGGAGAUGAUUGAGUCUCUGGGAAAACUGGCUUUUGAUCAACUGCAGAAAGGAAACCUGAUCUUCUAUGAAUCAGACCUGAUAAAGUGUGACAUUGAUAUCAGAGCAGCUGCGGUGUACUCAGGAGUGUUCACACAGAUAUUUGUAGAAGACAAAGUUAUAGAACACACAGGGCUGUUUGGGACCAGAGUGUUCUCCUUUGUCCAUCUGAGUGUUCAGGAAUUUCUGGCAGCUCUUUAUGUCCAUCUAACCUUCAUCAACUCAGGUGUCAACUUAAUGGAUGAGAAAAAAACAAACAAUAACAACAGGGGGACCAUAACAUUUGGGAGAAAAAAAGCAAAGCGUGUGCAUGAAUAUGCUAUUGACAAAGCCUUGCAGAGUUCAAAUGGACAUUUGGAUUUGUUCCUCCGCUUUCUUCUGGGCCUUUCAUUUCAGACCAAUCAGGAUCUCCUCCAUCGUCUGCUCUCACAGACAGGAAUCGUGAACACACCAAAUAAUGAGGAAACAGUCAAGUACAUUAAGAAGAAGAUCAAACAGAAUUUGUCUGCAGAGAAAAGCAUCAAUCUGUUCCACUGUCAGAAUGAACUAAAUGAUCAGUCUCUGGUGAAAGACAUACAACAGUCUUUGAGUUCAGGAAGUCUCUCCACGGAUAAACUGACUAACCUUCAGUGGUCAGCUCUUGUCUUCAUCUUAUUGUCGUCAGACAAACAUCUGGAUGUGUUUGACCUGAGGGAAUACUCUGCCUCAGAGAAGGUCCUUCUGAGACUGCUGCCAGUGGUCAAAUCUUCUAGCAAAGCUUUACUGCGUGGCUGCAACCUCUCAGAAAGAAGCUGUGAAGCUUUGUCCUCAGUUCUCAGCUCCGAGUCUUGUAGAUUGAAAGAGUUGGACCUGAGUGAAAACAACCUGCACGAUUCAGGAGUAAAGAGUCUGUCUGAAGGUCUAAGGAGUCCAAAUUGCAAACUGGAAAUUCUCAGUUUGUCAGGAUGUCUGAUCACAGAGGAAGGCGGUGCCUCUAUCUCCGUAGCUCUGACCUCAAACCCCUCACAUCUCAAAGUGUUGGACCUAACCUAUAAUCAUCUAGGAGGAACAGGAGAGAAGCUUCUGACAUCAUGUCAAUUUUGGGAUCAGGAGCGAUGCUCCUUGAGCGCCCCCUGCCUAGAGUCCAAGGAACUGCCGGCAUCACCUACAGCCAGCCUUUGCUGUUUUUGA
Messenger RNA from Fundulus heteroclitus (mummichog), 2226 nucleotides. Its product is annotated as NLR family CARD domain-containing protein 3. The record is from RefSeq and is a predicted model, not a curated record. Lineage: Eukaryota; Metazoa; Chordata; Actinopteri; Cyprinodontiformes; Fundulidae. Gene Ontology annotation, molecular function: protein binding.